Molecule: messenger RNA, 3250 nt
Organism: Seriola dumerili (greater amberjack)
Lineage: Eukaryota; Metazoa; Chordata; Actinopteri; Carangiformes; Carangidae
Product: thrombomodulin-like
Exons: 1
Coding region: 90-1685 (531 amino acids)
Cellular component (GO): membrane
Molecular function (GO): calcium ion binding; transmembrane signaling receptor activity
Source: RefSeq, a predicted model, not a curated record
CACUAAGUGCAGCUUGCAGUCACUGCAUUAGCUUCAGAUCGUCCAACACAGAACUUUAUACCACCGUCGGUUUUUCUAACAUCGUUAUCAUGACUCCUACGACACGAGCUCUGCUUCUUUGUGCGGUUUUCCUGUGCGGGCUGGAGGAAGCGGACCUCUCUAGGAGCGGCCAUUGCGCCGGGACGCAGUGUUUGGUGCUUUUUCGAGAGCCCAUGGACUUUCCAGGUGCGCAGAAACGCUGCAAAGACGAGGGCGGAGAGUUAUCAUCGGUCGACCUGGGACAACCACAGGAGACAUUAAGGAGUCUCCUCAGCGGAGUCAGCGGUAGUUUCUGGAUGGAAUCGCUGAACGGCACAGGCGUGAAGACCGGAGAAGCUGCGUCAGGUCCCAGAAUCUGUUCCUUCGUGCUGACGGGGGGGCCCCUCAUGAUGUCGUUUAGGCCGUGCGAUGAGAAACUGGACGGAUUCCUGUGCCGGUAUUCAUUCGAGGAACCUUGCGGGUCGUUGCUGGCAAGCGGAGGCGCACAGGUGAGCUACAACCACACUCACUGGGGUUUCAAAGUUGAAGAUUCGGAGACGUUUCCACCGGGAACCACCGCCGUGGCGGAAAAGAUCGGCGCCAAAUAUCCGGACUCGAGGCAUGUGUGUUUCUCGGGGAAGUGGAUGCCAGCUCCCUGGAACUGUGAAGUGAUGGAGGGCGGCUGUGAAUACACGUGCAGUUCUUUAACAAAAACCUGCAUGUGUCCCGCAAGACAAUCUCUCCAUCACAACAACUUCACCUGCACCAAAGACCCGUGCGCCGACUGCGAACAAGGCUGCGAGCAGGAGAGCGACUCUUUCGUCUGCAAGUGUGAGAAAGGCUACAGGCUGGCGAAGGACAGCAAGAGCUGUCUGGACGUGAAUGAGUGCAAGGAGGAGGACCCGUGCACAGGUGUGGGUGAGGAGUGUGAGAACACCCAGGGAAGUUUUAAGUGCAAGUGCCGAGAUGGAUUCCUUGAGGAGGACGGAAUGUGUGUGGACGUUUCAAUCUGUGACAAGUGUGAGCACAUGAAAUGUAUUAAGCACGAUUGGAUUUACAGGUGUGAAUGCCACGAGGGGUUCAGGGUGUCACCCAAGAAUGCCACCCUGUGUGAACAACACUGCACAGAGAGAGACUGUCCAGCUGACUGCGUCGUCACAAGAGAUGAAGGGAAGGAGAUGGUGCAGUGCCGCUGCCCUGAAGGCUACAUCACAGACGUCAAGAACAACAUAACCUUUUGCACCGACAUAAAUGAAUGUGAGAAUGAGAGGGAGUGUGAUCACAACUGUGAAAACUUAUUCGGUGGUUACAGAUGUUCGUGCGAUGAGGGGUACGAGCUGUUAAAGGGCCACACCUGUGUGCCGAUUGAAACAGAUGACGGAUCAGGCUCUUCUACUCCACAGCCGACACCAGCCGGCGCGUCUCCAGCAGCAGUGCCCCCUUACAUCAAGACCGGCAGCGUCUUGGGCAUCACCGUGUUCAUGUUGCUGUGUGCAGUGCUGCUGUUUUGCUCGGUCCGAUACGUGGCGAAACGUUGCGGCAAAUUUAAGCUCCCCUCCUUCCAACACCCAGAUCUAGAUAUUUUCUACCUGCAGCAGGUGACCACAGAGACUUACAAGAGGUUCUCCUUCGACAAACAGUUUAAAAACGACCUGCAGAGACAGUAAUGGCACCGCUGAAGACCUUUGAGCACCCUCCCAUGUCUCAUGCACUAUAGCUACAGAGUCAUCCGAUCUAUGGGACUUUUCCACUGAGUUCUCCAUAGUGUCACUUCUUAAAGCUGCGAUAAAUGAAGACAAUUGAAUGAAGACUUUAAAGAAAAACAGCUGAAUGUUUUCUGAAUGUUUUUUUUAUAUUUUUUAUAUGGAAUUUGGGUUUAUGUGCCUUAUAAUGAUCAUUCCCUGGAGCUGGAGCUUCAGCUUUUUAAUGCCAAGAUGGAAAAUUUUGGGAUUUUCUUUCCAAUCAGGCUAAUUAUUUGGAGUCAUAUAUGACAAAUAAGAUGCUGUUACACAGAAAAAUGUCUAAUAGUAACGGUACUAAAAAGUCAGUAUGGUCAUUUUUUCUAAUUAUAGUGCAGAUUCCUUACAAAUGUCACAAAUCCAGCAAUAUAAACCAUAUUUUUUUUGUUAAUGAUUGACCAGAUUAUCUUAUAAAAGAACUAGUUUGAUGUGUCAUUUCACUGGAGACACACUGUAGUUUAGCUCCUUAACUUCAAUAGGAAAAUGUGCCUUUGUCUUUGCUUGACAUUUUUAUUUUUGCACAUCAUAAUGUUACAUGCCAUGUUAUUAUUACUUUAUGUGUUAACUACUUUUUUUAUCUUUUGAUAAAGUCUCAGUCUAAGCUCUUAGCACUGAUAAAAAACAGCCAUAAGAAAUUCUCUUUAGUUAAAGGCACAUUAUUUGUGUGUUUUUUUCUGGAUUACGUCACAGUGACUCGCUGUGACUGAUGUUUCGCUCAUAAAAAUAUUCCUGUCUUUCUUGAAGUUGGACAUUUGAGAUAUGUAGUUUUAAGGCAGACCACUGAUUGCUUUGGGAUGCACUGGUUGCUAUAGGAACGGUUUGUGAAACAGCAACAACUCUGGACCAUUUUUACCCAACAAGUUCAUCCUCAUUCUGACUCUCUCUUCUUUAAAAUAACCGUGAUCAAAACAAACUGAGAAUCAUCUGAAGGCCAAGGAUGCUGACCGACUGACGGCUCAUAUUUAAUACAGAGAAUCCGAAAAAUACAGUAAAUAAAAAUAUCUACAGCUAUAUAGCUAUAAAAAACACUCCUACUCUUUAUGGCAUCAUUUGUGAAAAUAAUUAAUUUUACAGCCAUAAAAAAAAACCACAUAAUCUAUGUAUUACAGAUAUAAGUACAACACAGAUCAUUUAAAUCCUGAUAGUUACACUUUAGUUUGUCUAUAUGCAUCAGAAGAGCAAAACUUUCACUGAUAAUGCUGAGCUGCUACACUGGCUGUACAUUGCUGAUGUAUUUUAUUAACAUUAGUGUAAAACAGACUGAUCCAGCGAGGUCAGCUACACCUGAAUGUAAACUGUGCUGCUAACGUCUUCUUAUAUAAUGGAGCCUGUUAUGAAAACACAAGUGCACCUCCUUCUGAUAUACCCAGCCACUGAAUGUCUGUUUCACAGACUUAUUAUUGUUUUGUUUUUUUGCUGUUGAAUAUUUCACUAUUGAACGAUGCUGUAAAAGAAAAAGAAUAAAUGCAGCUUAAGGUUUUAUUCUGAUAUAA